Messenger RNA from Centruroides sculpturatus (bark scorpion), 4190 nucleotides. RefSeq names its product ATP-binding cassette sub-family A member 3-like. Gene Ontology annotation, biological process: lipid transport; transmembrane transport. The coding region runs from base 250 to 3609 and encodes 1119 amino acids. The record is from RefSeq and is a predicted model, not a curated record. The transcript is spliced from 15 exons. Gene Ontology annotation, molecular function: lipid carrier activity; ATP binding; ATP hydrolysis activity. Lineage: Eukaryota; Metazoa; Arthropoda; Arachnida; Scorpiones; Buthidae. Gene Ontology annotation, cellular component: intracellular membrane-bounded organelle; membrane.
UCCUUACAGAAAUCUUAUUGGUCAAAUUAUCACGAGGAAGCAGAUUUUCCCAUUAUAAAGACUUGUCCUUCAUCUUACUUUGAAGAAGAACCAAUAACUUCCACACCAUCAGUAGCAAUAUCUCAUCUAAUAAAGAAAUUUAAAGUUGGAAAUGUUGACAAGUUUGCAGUAAAUGAUGUCACUUUAAAUUUAUAUCCGGGCCAAAUCACUGUAUUAUUAGGACAUAAUGGUGCUGGAAAAACAACUACAAUGAGUAUUCUUACAGGAAUGUUUCCUCCCACUUCAGGAACAGUUAUAGUCAAUGGCUAUAAUAUCUUAACUGAAACGACUAGUGCUCGAAAGUCUCUUGGACUUUGUCCUCAACAUAAUGUUCUUUAUGAUAAUCUUACUGUAAAAGAACAUUUAAAAUUUUUUGGUGGUCUUAAGAAUCUACCUUGGUCAGAAAUGGAAAAAGAAAUAGCAAAAAUAUUAGCUCUUCUUCAACUUUCAGACAAGCAAAAUGCUUUGUCGAAAGAUCUGUCGGGAGGAAUGAAACGUAAAUUGUCAUUAGGAAUCGCAAUCAUCGGGGGUUCAAAAAUUUUAAUAUUAGAUGAACCAACUUCGGGGAUGGAUCCAGAAGCAAGACGCGUAAUUUGGGAUGCAUUACUAGAAUUGCGUGGAGAUCGAACUGUACUUUUGACUACUCAUUACAUGGAAGAAGCUGAUGCGCUCGGCGAUCGUAUAGCAAUCAUGGCAGAGGGAUCUGUCAAAUGUUGUGGAUCUUCUAUAUUUUUGAAAGGAAAAUUUGGUACUGGUUAUCAUCUUCAUAUUGCAAAAGGUGAUGGCUGUAAGGUUGAUGAAAUAACACGGAGAAUUAACAGACUUAUACCAGAAGCUAAAAUAGUUAGCAAUAUAAAUCAACAACUGGUAUAUUCACUUUCUUCAGUAUCACAGUCUUUUGGUACGCUAUUUGAAUCUAUGGAAAAUUCAUAUUCUGAACUAGGAAUCGUUUCUUGUGGAAUUAGUGUCACAACUAUGGAAGAUGUAUUUCUAAAAGUUGGAAAGAUGAGUGAAAAUAAUUUGGAAGAGCCAGCAAAUGAUUGUGAAACAGAAAUAUUGAUUAAUUCCUAUGAUAACAAUGAUUCAAAACUUGCUAACUCAUCAAGAGCAACUGGAUCACAGUUAGUAGUACAACAAAUGAAAGGUCUUUUCUUGAAAAGAUUCCAUUAUGCCAAACGUGAUUACGUCAUAUUAAUUUUUCAAUUAAUUAUUCCCAUACUUGUAAUAAGUAAUCUAAUGUGGAUAGUUAAUAAAUUCAAUAGAACUACUGAAGUGAAACCGCUAGACUUAAAUCUGAAAAAGCUUUACAGUUCAACGAAUGCAUUUUACAAUAUGAUGAAUGAAAAAGAAACUCCUUUCCUAAAUUACUAUAAAGAUAAAUUGAAAGAGGAAGAUGCAAUGAUUUUUAAUACAAAUGAUACUACUGAAUAUCAGUUAGAGAGAAGUGACAACCUCAAAAGGUACAUUGAAACAGACUUGGUAGGAGCCAGUAUUUUUGAAGAAGAUGGAAAUCUCACCAUCAUAUCCUGGUUUAAUGCUGUGCCUUAUCAUUUAGAUGCAAUAUCAUUAAAUUUGAUGACAACGUCUCUUUUGAAAUAUCUUAGUAAAAACAAUGAAUCAGAUAUACAAAUUACUAAUCAUCCACUUCCUAGUACAUUGUCUUUUUCACAUCGAGCUCUAGUGGAAGUGGCAAGUCAUUUUAUUUAUAUUGUUUUUGUAGCUUUGGCAUUAACCUUCUUAACUUCAAGCUUUAUCUUAUUCCCAAUUCACGAAAGAGUUACCAAGUGUAAAUUAUUACAGAGAAUGUGUGGAAUUAAUGCAAUUGUAUUUUGGUUUAUUCAUUUACUGUGGGAUUUUUUAAUUCACGUUUUUUGUAGCUUUUUAUUACUUAUUCCAUUCUUUAUCUACAGUUCUAUCAACAGUACUUUGGAAGGAUGUGCUAUAGGUGCAAUGUUUUUUGUACUCAUAAUAUACGGUUGGGCAUCUCUUCCUCUGAUAUAUCUUAUGUCGUUUAUACCAAAUAAAUCUUCAACUGGUUUCUCUUUAUUCACAAUUGUUGGUAUUACAACAGGCCUGAUUGCAGGAGUAAUUGUUUUUUCUUUGAAUAAAUCAAAUGUUAUGGAUAAAGAAGAUAUGGAUCUAACAUUAGCAAUCUUACAGUUGUCACCCGUUUUUGCUGCUGGUUGGGCAAUUAGUAACAUUCAUAAUACUAGUUUAUACAAUACUAUGUGUGACCAGUUUGAUAAAAGUGUCAUAGAUUCUAUAUGUGAAAGCAGAGCAAGUCACGAGCUAUUUAAAUGCUGUCCACGAGAAAUCUGUCAAGACGAAUGUUUUGAGAAAGAAAAUUAUCUAUCUUGGGAAUUUUCGUCUGGAAGAGGUCUUGCAUUUUUAUCUUUCGACGGAUUACUUUAUUUUACACUUUUAGUUAUGUUCGAAACAAUCUUGCCCAAAUUAUGGUACAAAAUCAUGACAAAGAUCAGACGAAAAAAUAAAUCUUGGAUGGUAAAAAACAAUAGUAUCUAUCCUGAUGAAGACAGCGACGUCACACAAGAACGGAACAGAAUAGAAAAUAUUUUUAACCAACCUGAAAGAAACGACGAAGCUUUGAUAGUGAAAAACUUAACUAAAUACUUUGGUUCCUUCCGUGCUGUAAAUAAUUUGACGUUCUCCGUGCACAAGGAAGAAUGUUUCGGUUUACUCGGAAUAAACGGUGCCGGAAAAACAACGACCUUCAGAAUGCUGACCGGGGAUCUGAUUCCUUCGGAAGGAAAUGCUUUUAUUGGAGAUUAUGAUGUUCAGAAUCAGACAGAAAUGUUCCAAAGAGCCAUUGGUUAUUGUCCCCAGUUUGACGCCUUAAUCGACGGAGUGACAGGUAGAGAAAUGCUGACAAUAUUUGCCAAUUUGAGAGGUAUUCCCAAGUUAGAUAUCAAUUAUGUCGUCAACAGAUUGAUCGAAAUGUGCGAUCUCGUUAAACAUGCUGAUAAAAAAACUGAAACUUACAGCGGAGGAACAAAACGUAAAUUGUCACUUGGAUUAGCUCUCAUCGGAUCGCCGUCGUUAGUUCUUCUGGAUGAACCAACGGCCGGAGUCGAUCCCGUAUCUCGGAGGAAGAUGUGGGAAACUCUGAUUACAAUGAGACAGUUAUUGGGAGUGUCAUUCGUAUUAACUUCACAUGGAAUGGACGAGUGUGAAGCCUUAUGCAAGAGAAUAGUUAUUAUGGUAAAUGGGCAGUUUCAUUGUUUGGGUGACAUGCAACAUCUCAAAACUAAAUUCGGUCAGGGAUAUACCCUCAUCAUCAAAGUCAAAAGGGCAGAAGGUAAUGAAAUUCAGGAAGUGAAGAGCUUUGUUGAGAAUACUUUUCCCAGUUCUUCACUGAAAGAUUCCCAUCAGGAAAUUUUGCAUUAUCACAUAACUGAUACAUCCGUCAAAUGGAGCAAAAUGUUUUUUAAGAUGGAAGAAGCAAAACAAACGUUACCAGUCGAAGAUUAUCUUAUUAGUGAUACAACAUUAGAGCAGAUCUUUUUGGCAUUUGCAAGAACGCAAAUGGAAACACAGAACAUGACCGAAUAAAUUAAAAAAGGGAUCAAAAAGUAAUUUUUAAAUAUUAAUAUAUUGAAAUCAUAUACAUAAAGUACAUAGCUUUGGUUUUAUACUUUCAAAAAUUCCUUGUAAUUAAAAAUAUUAAAUCUAGUGAAUCGGUAUUGACAAUCUAUCAAACAAUUGACUCGGUAAGAGUAUACUCACAUAUUUUUCUGUCAACAUAAUUAUUUUUAUCGCCUUAUAUCAUUGCCAUGUAAAUUAGAUAUAUCUGAUGCAAAUUCUUAUAUAUAAAAAGCCUUAAUGAAUAAUAAUAUUGUUAUCAGUUUUAACAAACUAAUUCAAAAAGUUGAAGAUUCAUAAGUCAAAAUUUGAAUCUACUGUUUAUAUAGGCUAUUAUUAAUUAAUUAAUAAAUGAGAUAAUAUUAUGUCACUUUCUAAUUGCCAAAAACACAAAAUUAAGGAUUAUUUUUGAAUUGUUGGGCUGCAAUUUUGAAACUGCAGACUUUAUCAAUACAUUCUCACUGUCAUCCAUCUGUCUGACUAUCUGUCCUUUGUUAAUCUCAAGACCAGACAUGGAAAGCUUAGGAGCCAGACCCCCCAAUUAACUAUAU